This is a messenger RNA of Corchorus olitorius, 687 nucleotides long. Lineage: Eukaryota; Viridiplantae; Streptophyta; Magnoliopsida; Malvales; Malvaceae. The record is from the annotation of a GenBank genome assembly.
AUGUUACAUAACAGUUCUUCUGAUGAGUGGGUCUCAGAUCAGGAUGAUUUGAAGCAGCUUGUUGUGGCUUACUAUAAGGAUUUGUUUUAUGUUGAAGAGGGUGAGGUUCGACCUCUUGAUCCCCUCCCACAACCGGUUAUUUCCUUUGAUGAAAAACUUAGUCUGCAGAAAGGAAUUUCCCCUACUGAUGUGCGUUGUGCUCUCUUCCAAAUGAAGCCUUGGAAGGCCCCAGGGUUGAUGGUUUCCAAGCUGGUGUGUACCAGGUAUAUUGGGAUGCUUUUGUCUGUUUCUUGCAAGGAAUGGAAGCCUAUUACGAUUGGUAGGGGUGGGCCUUCUAUUUCACAUCUUUUCUUUGUUGAUGACCUUUUCUUGUUUGGUCGUGCUUCUGCAAGGCAAGCUGAAACGAUUAGAGGAGUUUUGGAUUGCUUUUGUCUAGCUUCGGGUGCUAAAGUUAGCUUGGAGAAGUCUCGGAUGUAUAUAACACCCAAAGCCUCUGGUGGAAAUGCCAGGUUAGUUAGCAGUAUCUUGGGAAUUGGAACUACUAAUGAUCUUGGAAAAUAUCUCGGUAUUCCUUUGGUGCAUAAGAAAGUUGGGGGUGCUUUGUAUCGUGAGCUGAUUAAUAAGGUAAAUACUCGUCUUAGUGGGUGGAAAUCCAAGGUCCUUAAUAUUGCGGGGGUGCAACUUUAG